This is a messenger RNA of Histoplasma capsulatum G186AR, 3587 nucleotides long. RefSeq lists its product as uncharacterized. Gene Ontology annotation, biological process: nuclear division. NCBI's taxonomy places the organism in Eukaryota, Fungi, Ascomycota, Eurotiomycetes, Onygenales, Ajellomycetaceae. Gene Ontology annotation, molecular function: mRNA binding. The record is from RefSeq and is a predicted model, not a curated record. The coding region runs from base 1 to 3504 and encodes 1167 amino acids. Gene Ontology annotation, cellular component: nucleus; cytoplasm. The transcript has 4 exons.
AUGACCAUGCCAGGCAAACAUGUCGAGCGGAUUCGUUUCGCUCCUUCGCAGAUGCUCCCACGGAGCCAGUUGAAAAAACCUAUUAGGGAUAUCCUUCGGGAUACCAGUAGAAGAUUCAAGGCGGUUGUGGACAUGUACAACGGCCCUGAGGAAUCGAUAAUUUUCGAAGGCAAGGGAUCCGUGGACGCUGUGCGCCAGGCACUCAAGGAGGUUGCCCAACAAGUGGGUUCCAAGCAAUCUGUGUGUGUGCCAAUUCCAGCGUCCGCAAGGCCUCAUAUCAUUGGUCGGCAAGGGGCAGUUGUGCAGGGCAUCCAUGACCGAACUGGUGCUCGAAUCAAUGUUGCUAGGCCGGGAGAGCCAUCACUCGCUGAGGAUGACGACGAUAGUGUUACUAUAGAUGUUCGCAUUGAAGGUGAUGCGGUGGCUGCAGAGAUGGCGAGAAGAGAGAUAGAGUCAAUUUUAAAGGAAAGGUCGUUGAAUAUCACCUUACGGCUUAGAAAUAUUUCUCCUGAACUUUUCCCUUUCAUUGCUGGUGCCCACAACGUACAUUUGAACCAGCUUGAAGAGCGCACGAAAGCACAGAUCAAAAUCCCACACUAUGAUACGUGGUCGCGACCUCCUCCAUCUGAGGCCGCUGCUGGCCAAGUCAAAUUUUCCCCUGAUCCUGACAAGCACAUUCAAAUUUCUGGUGAACGAAGUGCUGCACAAGACGCCCGCGCCGAGAUUGAGAGGAUUGCUGAGGAAUUACAUCGACAAAUCACAGUUCGACAGCUGGCCAUCAAUCGAGGACAGCAUCAGUUUGUUUUGGGCAAUAUGAAUAGUUCAUUGCAUGAUUUCUUAGCUCAGACCGGCUGCUCGAUCGUGCUGCCACCCGCAAACGAUGAUACAGAAUUUUUGACUAUCAUAGGGCCUCCCGUGCAAAUCGAAUUCGGAAUUAAUCGUGUCAUGGACCUGGCCACGAGCAUGCAAAUGGCCAGUAUUGAUAUAUCCAGGCAGCACCCUGCAGCGCCUUCUGGUCCCCAUGUACACGCCCGAGCUCUAACUUCCUACCUAAUGCAACGACAAGCUAUUAAGAAGCUCGAGAGGCAAUAUGAUGCACAUAUUGUUUUGCCUCCCGCGUCAGAUGGCCCUGUUACUUGGGAAGUGUACUCAAGAGAUGGAAAGAACACCAUCCGCGCACGAUCCGAUAUUAUCAACCUAAUACAGGCUCAUCCGCCCUCUAAAGUUGCACCAUUGCUCAUUGAUCCCUAUUUUCAUUCCCAUCUUCGCUCUCGUGUUGGUCCCCAACUGAAGGACAGGUUUGGUGUGCAUUUAGUUCUGCCAGAAGACCCGGAUAGUUCAACCGUUGUACUCGUAUAUGAGGGACACGUGUGGGUCGCGGGGGAAAACGAACUACCAAGAAUUCGCCCACCGACAAGUGAGCUUUCCGUGUUUGAAAAUGCAUUGACUGAGGCAAAAAAAUAUCUUUUUGCGUCUUUGGGUAAUCAUCACGACAUUUGCAACAAAUUAGUCGCAGUUCCGUUAAGGUAUCAUGAUAAACUCCGAAAAUUCAUCGACAAGCGACAACAAGCGAAGGGAGAGGAACAUAUCCCUAUCGCCGUAAGUGUAACUAGAGAGCAGAUACAGCUCCGUGGCCGUGCUUGCGAGGUUGAAGAACUCUCAUCUGAAAUUGAGAUCUUCGUUCUGGAACAACAAAAGGACGAUUUGGAGAGGGGCUACACACUCUCUUUUGAGUUCCCACAAAAGUAUUCGAAUAUCUUGAUCGGUAAAAGAGGCGAAAAUAUCAACAAUCUCCGAGAGGAAUUUGACGUUGACAUCAAGGUGGAAAACGGUAUAGUGGAGAUCAGGGGUCCGAAAGUCAAAGCAAAUAAUUGCCGAGCCCGGAUUACUGCCCUGGGCAAAAAGUUAGAUGAUGAGACUACAUAUGUGUUGAAAAUCCCCCAACAGUAUCAUCGCGAUUUGAUUGGACAAAAGGGCAGCCAAGUCAACCGUCUGGAGGACCGGUAUAAUGUUCGAAUUCAGUUUCCUCGAGUCGCCCGCCUUCUUUCCGCCGACGACCAAUCCCUAGUCGAAACUGCAAGUCAACAUGGGCACAACCGAAGCAUUCGUCCUGCCCAGGCCCCUGACGAAGUUAUCAUCCGAGGUCCUCGUAAAGGUGCGGAUGAAGCUCGAGGAGAAAUUCUUAGCCUCUACCAGUGGGUCAUGGACCACUCACAUUCGGAUUUUGUGUCUGUCGCGCAGAACCAAAUUCCUAUGUUAAUCGGCCAAAAAGGUCGCGAAAUGGAUAGACUUCGAGCAGAUACCGGUGCCCAGAUUGAUGUGCCUAGCGCGAAUGACACUCCUGAUGCCGUUGGAAGGGUGACUAUUAAACUGAAAGGGACAACAAAACAAGUUGCGGACGCCAAGAAAUUAUUGCUCCAGAGAGUCCAGGAGUUCGAUUCAACCGUUGUCAAAACCAUCGAUGUGGAUAAGAAGCACCACAAGGUGCUGAUCGGUGGUGGUGGAGCCACUAUUCGCAAGAUUAUAAGUGAUGCUGGUGGGCCGAGCGAUGGGAGUGCAGCCAGAAUGGUGAAAUUUCCCUCCCCAGCGAGCCCUGAUUCUAUUAUUCGGCUAGAAGGAAAUUCUGUGGUUGUACAAAGAAUCAUUGCGGCAAUCGAAGACUUUGUCCGAGAGAAGGACGACCAGAUAAUAGCAUCUAUUGACAUACCCCAGGCGCAACAUCGAUUUUUAAUUGGCCGGGGUGGAGAGGCUCGACGGAAUAUAGAGAGCCAGUUCAAGAUAGUUCUUGAUAUUCCAAAACAUGAGUCUGGGCGCACCGACAUUAACAUUAGAGGCUCAAGCGGUGCAGUCCAGGAGGCAAAAGCCUACAUUCAAUCUCUCGUCGAAGAGCAGCAUGCUGAUAGCAUUUUGGUUCCAGCAAGUUUGCAUCAUAUCAUUGCUGAAAACGGUGCCUUGUUCCGCCGACUUCGAAAGGGAUAUCAAGUCAGCGUUGAUCAUGCUGGACACCACAUCCCACCACGUCCUGACCCAUCAGACAUCCGCAAUCAAAUCAACGGCCAGGACUCUCCUCUUCCCCUGAUAACUGAUGGCGCUUCCACCAACCCUGCCACGCAUUCCUGGAAGAUGGUGGAUCUGAACCCGACCGAAUCAGCUGAUUUACCUUCGGCAAAGGGAAUUCCUUGGGUCUUCUCAGGCACACCAGAGAAUGUCGCCAAAGCGAAAUCAAUUGUUGAAAUUUCUCUCCAGACGGCCUCGCAGAAUUUUGCCACCGGAUAUCUGAUUCUCCCAGACCCGAAAAAUUAUCGAUUCGUUAUAGGACCUGGUGGCAGCACGAUCAACGAGAUUCGCAAACAAACGAACUGUAGGAUCAACGUACCAAAGAACCAGGCUCGAGGCGAGGCUAUUCAGAUCAAGGGCCCACGGACUAGUUUGAAUGUAGCUAAGGACAUGAUCUUGAAGGCGGUACUAACCAAUGGAGGGAGAUGCGAUGAAACCUCCUGUUGAUCAUUGGCUGACAUGUUUUGAAUACUAAUAUGUAUAUAGGUUUAUAUACCAGAAAACAAUAGAGCGGGUGUCAAAAACCUUUU